Messenger RNA from Trichosporon asahii var. asahii CBS 2479, 954 nucleotides. RefSeq lists its product as uncharacterized. Gene Ontology annotation, biological process: heme biosynthetic process. Lineage: Eukaryota; Fungi; Basidiomycota; Tremellomycetes; Trichosporonales; Trichosporonaceae. The coding region runs from base 1 to 954 and encodes 317 amino acids. Gene Ontology annotation, cellular component: cytoplasm. The transcript has a single exon. The record is from RefSeq and is a predicted model, not a curated record. Gene Ontology annotation, molecular function: hydroxymethylbilane synthase activity.
AUGCAGCUCCGCCCUACCUUAUGCUGUCCGCAUCCUGAGCGCCCGAAGUGGUGGUACUACGUUCAGCCCCUUUACUCCAUCUCUCUAGCUGUGUUCGCGGCGCGUGUAGCUAACCUCCAGCGCGGUAACCUGAACACCCGUCUCGCGAAGCUCGACGCCCCCGACUCUCCCUUCGCCGCUCUCAUUCUGGCCAUCUCCGGCCUCGACCGCCUCGGUGCCGGCGAGAGGAUAACCUGCCCCAUCGAGUUCCCGGACAUGAUGCACUCUGUGGGCCAGGGUGCUCUCGCCGUCGAGUCGCGUUCGGGCGACGCCGCGACGCGCGACGUGCUCCGUACGGUGGGCCACUGGCCGACCGAGUGGCGCGUGGGCGCCGAGCGCGGCCUCCUGCGUGUCCUCGAGGGCGGCUGUUCCGUCCCCGUCGGCGUCGAGACGCACCUCACCGAGCUGGAGGGUGCGGACGCCGAGUCCGCCCAGCUCCAGUACACCCCCGGCACUUUCCCUGCUCCCACUGCCAGCUCGCCUCUGCUGCACUUCUCGGGCAUUCUGCCCGCCGACGCCCCCUUCCCGCAGCCCGGGGAGGAGCCGAAGCUCCUCCAGCGCCGCGCCAAGCUCAACCUCAAGGCGAGCGUUACGUCCACGGACGGCUCGAGGCAGGUCGUGUACGAGCCUGGAGACGUCGUGGUCACCAACUACCAGGAGGCGGUGGCUUGGGGCGAGGAGUGCGCGAGGCAGAUGCGGGUCGUUGGAGCGGGCGAGAUUCUGGACGAGAUCGAGGCCGAGCGCCGCGCGCGUGAGGAGGAGAUGCUCGAGAAGUCCCGCGCCGAGCUCGCCGCCCGCGCCGCCAUUGACGACACCGAGGGGCAGGAGUGCACCCGCCCCGGAAAGGAGAAUGAGACCGUCCCGCCGCCCGAGUGCCCUCACGACGCAGGCCAGGGCCAGCGCCUCGCCGCCUAA